Messenger RNA from Aspergillus candidus, 4017 nucleotides. Its product is annotated as dead box ATP-dependent rna helicase. Gene Ontology annotation, cellular component: commitment complex; U2-type prespliceosome; U1 snRNP. Lineage: Eukaryota; Fungi; Ascomycota; Eurotiomycetes; Eurotiales; Aspergillaceae. The record is from RefSeq and is a predicted model, not a curated record. The transcript is spliced from 7 exons. The coding region runs from base 1 to 4017 and encodes 1338 amino acids. Gene Ontology annotation, biological process: RNA processing; mRNA 5'-splice site recognition. Gene Ontology annotation, molecular function: RNA helicase activity; nucleic acid binding; ATP binding.
AUGGCUGAUUACCUCUAUGGCGGCUCCGAGGAGGAGAAUGCGGAGCUGAGGAAGAUCGAGGUGGAAUUGACUGAUGAUCCUGAUAACUUCGACACCUGGGAACGAUUCGUUCGCGCCGCAGAGGCCCUCGAAGGCGGAAUCAACCGCAACUCCAACCCCCAGGCCAUCACCACCGUCCGAAAUGUCUACGAUCGUUUCCUCGCCAAAUUCCCCUUGUUGUUCGGAUACUGGAAGAAAUAUGCCGAUCUGGAAUUCUCAAUCACAGGAACGGAGGCGGCAGAUAUGGUCUACGAACGAGGCGUCGCGAGCAUCUCCCCCUCCGUCGAUCUCUGGACGAACUACUGCACCUUCAAAGCCGAAACCUCUCACGACCCUGAUGUGAUCCGAGAACUGUUCGAACGUGGUGUCGCCUGUGUGGGACUGGAUUUCCUGGCACACCCGUUCUGGGACAAGUACAUCGAAUACGAGGAGCGUGUCGAGGCCGUCGACAAGAUCUUUGGCAUCCUCGGUCGCGUCAUCCACAUCCCCAUGCAUCAGUACGCCCGCUACUUCGAACGCUACCGCCAGCUGGCGCAAACACGCCCCGUGGCCGAGCUGGCCUCCCCGGAGAUCCUGUCCCAGUUCCGCGCCGAACUCGACGCCGCCUCGGCGCAGGUGGCCCCCGGCGCCAAGGCCGAGGCCGAGAUCGAGCGCGAUCUGCGCCUGCGCGUCGACGCCCACCACCUCGAGAUCUUCUCGCGCACCCAGACCGAGACCACCAAGCGGUGGACGUACGAGUCGGAGAUCAAGCGCCCCUACUUCCACGUGACCGAGCUCGACGAGGGCCAGCUCGUCAACUGGCGAAAGUACCUCGACUUUGAAGAGUCCGAGGGCCAGUACCCGCGCAUCCAGUUCCUCUACGAGCGCUGUCUGGUCACCUGCGCCCACUACGACGAGUUCUGGCAGCGCUACGCGCGCUGGAUGGCCUCCCAGGCCGACAAGGAGGAGGAGGUCCGGAACAUCUACCAGCGCGCCUGCUGCCUGUACGUCCCCAUCGCGAACCCGGCCAUCCGCCUGCAGUACGCCUACUUCGAGGAGAUGGUGGGCCGCGUGGACGUCGGCAAGGAGAUCCACUCCGCCAUCCUCAUCAACAUGCCCAACCACGUCGACACGAUCGUGUCGCUGGCCAACAUGUCCCGCCGCCAGGGGGGCCUGGAGGCCGCCAUCGAGGUCUACAAGACCCAGUUGGACUCGCCCGAGUCCGACAUGGCCACCAAGGCCGCGCUCGUGGCGGAGUGGGCCCGCCUGCUCUGGAAGAUCAAGGGCUCGCCCGAGGAGGCCCGACAGGUCUACCAGACCAACCAGCAGUACUACCUCGACAGCCAGGCCUUCUGGAGCAGCUACCUCCUGUUCGAGCUGUACCAGCCGACCAGCGAAGCCACCGAGCAGGCGCAGUACGACCGCAUCAAGCAGGUCGUCGAUGACAUCCGCUCCAAGAGCUCACUCCCGCUGGAGGUCGUCAAGGACCUGGUCCAGACCUACAUGGUCUACCUCCUCGAGCGCGGGACCAAGGACGCCGCCAAGGAGUACAUGACGCUGGACCGGGAAGUCCACGGGCCGGCGUCCGUGGCCCACGCCCGGACCGGUGCUGCAGCUCAAGCCGCCCGCGCGGAAGCCCAGGCCGCGACCCCGAUCACCCCUGCCCCGGCGGUCCCGGUGCCGGACCCUGCGACGGCCGCAGCGGCCGGCGGGACCCCGCAGCCCAACCCUUACGCCUACUACCAGCAGCCGGAGCCCGUCAACGGCAGCGUGUCCGCACCGCCGCCGCCGCCGGAAGAUGCACCGCCUGCACCCCCGCCGGUAGAAACCAAGAAGAAGAAGCUCGGGUGGGGGAAGAAGCCGGCGGCCACGCCGUUGAGUGUGGAUGAUUUGGUGAGGAAGAAGAGGGAGGCGGAUGCUGCUGCUGCUAAGCCUAAAUUCCUGUCGCGAGCCCAACGAGAAAAGAUCGCCUUGGAAAAACGCGCCAAAGAGGUCGAGGCGGAUCGCAAGAGCAAGUCCGGAACCCCGUCGAAUGCGAAUGGCUUUGACGACAGCGUGGAGUCUUCUUCGAACUCGUACCCCCGCAAUGGCGAUAGCCGAUCAGUCCCAACCGGACCCCGCGCUAUGCGGAACAGCGACACCCCGUCAGCCCCGGCCGCCAUGCGCCCAACCGAACGAGGAGGCAAAGGCCGAGACAGGAAAGGCGAGAAGCGGGCGGUGGAGGAGGACGAGACUGCUGCACAGGCAGCGCUCGUGAAGCAGCGGUACAUGGGAGCAGACCAGACGUCGAACUUCUCAGCGAAGAAGAAGCGCAAGCGGACGACAGACCGCAAGUUCAACUUCGAGUGGAACGCAGAGGAAGACACCAGCGGCGACUACAACCCGCUGUACCAGCACCGGCACGAAGCCAACUUCUUCGGCCGCGGCCGGCUCGCGGGAUUCAGCGACGACGUGGCGGACUCUCUGACGAAGAAGUACGCGCGGGCACUGGAAGACCGCGAUCGCGAAGCGGGCGGCAUCCGCGCGCGCGAAAUCCUCGAGAUGGAGCGCCGCCGCCGCGAGGACAGCACGCGCAACCAGCUCGACAAGCACUGGAGCGAGAAGAAACUCGAGCACAUGCGCGAGCGCGACUGGCGCAUCUUCAAGGAGGACUUCAACAUCGCGACCAAGGGCGGCGCCGUGCCCAACCCCAUGCGCUCAUGGGACGAAUCCGGCCUGCCCAGCCAGCUCAUGGAGCUCGUCAACCGCGUCGGCUACAAAGAGCCCACCCCCAUCCAGCGCGCGGCCAUCCCCAUCGCGAUGCAAUCGCGCGACCUCAUCGGCGUGGCCGUCACGGGAUCCGGUAAAACAGCCGCCUUCCUCCUCCCCCUCCUCUGCUACAUCGCGGAGCUCCCCAGCAUCCAAGAAUUCGAGUGGCGCAAAAACGACGGGCCCUACGCCAUCGUCCUCGCCCCGACGCGCGAACUCGCCCAGCAGAUCGAAAUCGAAGCCAAGAAAUUCACCCAGCCCCUCGGCUUCAACGUCGUCAGCAUCGUCGGCGGCCACUCCCUCGAAGAACAAGCCUACUCCCUCCGCGACGGCGCCGAAAUCAUCAUCGCCACGCCCGGCCGUCUCGUCGACUGCAUCGAGCGCCGCAUGCUCGUCCUCUCCCAGUGCUGCUACAUCAUCAUGGACGAAGCAGACCGCAUGAUCGACCUCGGCUUCGAAGAACCCGUCAACAAAAUCCUCGACGCCCUCCCCGUAACCAACGAAAAGCCCGACACCGACGAGGCCGAAAACUCCUCCCUCAUGCGCUCCCACCACUACCGCCAAACAAUGAUGUACACAGCCACCAUGCCCACCGCCGUCGAGCGCAUCGCCCGCAAAUACCUCCGCCGCCCCGCAAUCGUCACAAUCGGCUCCGCCGGCGAAGCAGUCGACACCGUCGAGCAGCGCGUCGAGCUCAUCUCCGGCGAAGACAAGCGCAAGAAGCGCCUCGGCGAGAUCCUCGCCUCGCGCGACUUCCGCCCCCCCAUCAUCGUCUUCGUCAACAUCAAACGCAACUGCGAUGCCAUCGCCCGCGAAAUCAAACAGUGGGGAUACUCCUCCGUCACGCUGCACGGCAGCAAAACGCAGGACCAGCGUGAGGCGGCCCUCGCCUCGGUGCGGAGCGGCGCCACAGAUGUCCUCGUUGCGACGGACCUCGCCGGCCGCGGUAUUGAUGUGCCGGAUGUCAGUCUCGUCGUGAACUUCAACAUGGCGACUAGUAUCGAGAGCUACACGCACCGUAUCGGUCGUACGGGUCGUGCGGGCAAGAGCGGUGUCGCGAUUACCUUCUUGGGGAGUGAGGAUUCGGAUGUUAUGUACGACCUCAAACAAAUGCUCAUGAAAUCGCCCAUCUCGCGCGUCCCGGAGGACCUCCGCAAGCAUGAAGCUGCCCAGUCGAAGCCGAAUCGCGGUGGUGGCGGGGGAGGGGGAGGGUUUAGUAAGAAGGAUGAGCCGUUUGGGAAGGGGUGGUGA